Molecule: messenger RNA, 3619 nt
Organism: Pimephales promelas (fathead minnow)
Lineage: Eukaryota; Metazoa; Chordata; Actinopteri; Cypriniformes; Leuciscidae
Gene: atosb
Product: atos homolog b
Source: RefSeq, a predicted model, not a curated record
CGUCCCUCCCCCUAGUUAUUUUUUAGCAAAUCCCGGAAGUAUUGUUUUUUAAAGGGACAGAAUAAUUUCAUGGGCGAGGGCUUUGGACCAAGAGCCAAGCAGAAAAUAGCAAAGGCCCGUUGGCAUAGGACGUGGAAAGGAGAAGAAAGGCAAUCAAAAUAGCUUUGUCGACAUUUUGAGACCAGGAUCUUGUACCCAGGCUCAUCGGUCAGAUAUAACGUUACCUUCGUUCCACUGUGGGAUUUCAACGCAGAUAGUUUGACGUCGAUUACACUGAAGAUCUUGAGAUCCUGCCUGCUGUCUAAAAUAGCAUCAAACUCUUUCUCCAGAUAUGAUGGGAAUGUUAGUUUGCUGACUGCUGCAGUCCUUGUCAUUGUCAUCGUUGUCAUCGUUGUAUGUUUGCUGUGGGGGAGGAACAGAAAUAAAGGCCUGCACUCCCUCAUCAUUCCAUGCAAGUAACCUUUCAACUCCUCAGUCUUGAAGCAAGAACAACCACGACUUUAGAGCACCGACAGAGAGGACGGAGAAACAGACCAGUAGGAAAGGGCUGGAGUUCUUAGAGAGGUUGUGUCUCUGGAAUGCCUGGCUCAGGAUGCAGCCGCUGAGCAGUUCACUCCUUUCAGGAGCCAAGGGGAGGCGUGAUUGGCCGCUGGCCUUAUCUGGCUGGAGCUGUAGGAGAGAUAUUAUCUAUUCAUUGGCACGUUCUGCAAGGCCCCUCCCACCUCACUGACGCUCUGCCCUUGGCCCCUGUUAGCUGCCUGUGUGUCUGGGAAUGCUGUUUUUGCAUCAGAGGGGCAGUUUUGGAGAUGGGCGAAUUCAGGGGCUAAGGACAGGGUCAAGAUUCAAGGGUCAACACAACUUAGAAGCUGCAGGGGUGGAUGUAGAAGGGUCUGAAGCCAAGCUGCAGGCUCCAACAGGCACGUAGAAGCAGUGUGCACUGUGGAAAUCAGCUUGUGCUAACUCCAUAACUGACCCUUGGAAACUACAGCCUUCCAUCCACCUAGACGGGAAGCUUACUUUCACUUUCACAGCCUUGUUGCACUUGUUUGGACAUUCUAGAACUCUCUAGAGCUUGUGUCUUUAUUAUUUAACACUGCACAACUUCCCUUGAAACAAUCACCCAGCACAAGCAAAGUCACUAUGCGUCACAUCCACGUGGAACUGGCUCGUAAAGAGCCGGCCGUAGAGCUUCCAGCCCAGGAUGGCGAUCUGCCUCUGCCUAGCACUCGGAGCGAGAGCCCUGAACCUGGACUACGUCGAGUAGUUCCCAGACCUUUUGGAGAAGAGGAGAUCAGACUGCAGAAGGUCUACCAGCUGUCCAUUCUCUCACAAAGAGGUGGUUUUGGAGAAAAUCAAGAGACUCUGCGACCCAUCAGAGUAGGCAUGAAACGUAGCCUAGAGGGGACGUCGGCCCCUGUCGCCCACAAGCGUCUUUUCCAAAAAGAUGAUGAUGACGAUGACGAGUCCGAUGGGGGGGUGCUGUGUGGGUCUGGGGUGGAUCCACUUUUUUACAACUCGUUCCUUGAGCACAGAGACUCAGAAAUCCCUAGGUCUCCUCCCCUUUCCCCUUCGCAUCCACCAAUUCCUGGUCGCCGCCCAGCCCAGCACAACCACGACAGGCCUAUCCCGGACGUCUUCGCCCCGCUGUCCCCAAAAUCUCCUCCAAUGGUGGACCCUCACUCCACCUGGGGUCACUGCGAGGGGAGUCCUCCUACCCGUACUCCCAGGACCGAGGCCUCCACAGCAGGAAACGUCCCGGCUGGCUCCAGCGAAGAGCCACAGAACGAAGGCCACAACUCUGUGGACGUCAAGAGCAUGUUGUGUGCCAAAGAGAGCAGUUGGGCACCUGUCCCAUUUUCAACACCCGCUGAAGCUGUUGAAUGGGGGGCAACUUUCGAAUCUUCUCCUCCACCAUUGGAGACAAAGACCUCCUCCUCUUCCUCCUCUAACGGACUGAGCUCUCUUGAGAAAACACCAGGGGAAGAAAAUAGCCAGAUACCAGGAUCAUCCAAUUCCUGUCCAGUGAAGAAAAGACUUCUCUCCUUUAGUGAUACAGGAGAGUCCUGCUCGGAGGAUGAGGGUCCAUCCACAUCAAAACGCAGCAGGCUGGCACUGUUGGCACCAGGGCUCGGAUUAGCGUCCUGUCGCAGCACUGAUGCCAAGGGUGCACCCUUCUGGAAUCAUCUACUACCCUCAGCAAGAGAGCACACCAAGACUGCUACAGACUGUUCGCGAUCAAGUAGAAGGCUCAAAGCAGGGAGUCGACUCAAAUCUCGACAGUUGCGCAGUGGACGCAGAACAGACACCAGUCGCUCCUGUAGUUCAGUCUCCUCUUUAUCCUCCAUUAGCAGACCUCUUCUUGGCAACUUUGAGGAGUCAAUUCUGAAGGGCCGUUUUACUCCAUCUGGGCGGAUCGAGGGCUUCACAGCAGAGAUCGGGGCUAGCGGCUCCUAUUGCCCACAGCAUGCAACCUUGCCUGUGCAAGUGACUUACUAUGACACCUCAGAGCACAGUGCCCCGUCUCCCUUCCUGGGGGUGAUCUUGCUAGAACCACUUGGAAAAAAAGGAUACAGCGUACCCAAAGCAGGGACCAUUCAAGUGACCUUAUUUAACCCCAAUAAGACUGUGGUUAAAAUGUUUUUGGUGACGUAUAAUUUUGGGGACAUGCCCGUUAAUCACAUGACCUUCUUGCGCCAUCGUAUCUUCCUGGUGCCUGUGGAUGAGGUGGAGGGGCAGGAGGGCUCGUUGUCUGACAGGAAGAAGAUUCUCUGCUACUUGAUACACCUCAGAUUCCAGAGUUCCAAAUCUGGGAAAAUCUACUUGCACAAUGAUAUCCGGCUGCUAUUCUCCCGCAAGUCCAUCGAGGUGGACACUGGGAUUCCUUACGAGCUGAAAUCUUUCACCGAGGUGCCAAGAAACCCCAAAUACUCCCCCAGAGUGUGAGAUUGGGAUGCCCUGCUACAGUGGGGCAGAAGGACCGCAUUAAUAAAGACUGCAAGACAAGAGACCCCUGUACACUUGAACACAGACACACUUGCACUCAUACAUGCAUACGCAGACAAAUGUAUGUACAUACACACAGAUAUCACACCCUCUUGAGGGCAAACUCUAGAACUGAGUGUGUAACAUGCAUGCCUUGUGACUAAAUUGAGUUUUCCUCUAGUGCCGUUAAACAGUUAAGCUUUGCCCUUCACUCUGCCUGCACCUGCCCACUGUGGACCGGUCGUAAACAUGCCCACCAACCCGGUCUAAAAUGUUGGGGGCCAUCAGUAGAUAAGGACUUCCUCGACUAAAGAGGACUGAUUGGAUGUACAAAGAGGUAUGAUGGACGUGGAAGCAUAUAAUAUGGAAAAAGAGACUGGGGAACAAUGGACACCACCAGUAACUUGCCCAUUGGAGGGGAUUAGAAAGUUCUAGAAAGAAAGAGACCAGCAGAACAGAGGACUGAAAGUGCAUCCAAUUCGGUAUCUGGAUAGACCUCAGUAUUUUGGACAUUUUCUGGUUUUGGAAGGGCAGUUUGUAGGACAUUGUGGUUUCAACUUCUUCUGAACAGUCCAACAUCAGAGCAGAAAACAAACUGUAGUAUUUAUGUUCGCAAAUGUCUUAAAAAAGAAAAAAA